Molecule: messenger RNA, 3021 nt
Organism: Xenopus tropicalis (tropical clawed frog)
Lineage: Eukaryota; Metazoa; Chordata; Amphibia; Anura; Pipidae
Gene: ddx24
Product: DEAD-box helicase 24
Exons: 9
Coding region: 120-2504 (794 amino acids)
Cellular component (GO): cytoplasm; nucleus
Molecular function (GO): RNA helicase activity; hydrolase activity; nucleotide binding
Source: RefSeq, a predicted model, not a curated record
UCACUAAAGUUUGGUUUUUUUUCGUCGCGAAGGUGACGUCAGACUGUAAUGGCGGCUUCCUGCUAUGUACAUGUGUUUGAGUAGCGGAGAUCGACAGAUAUUUUGCCUGUUUCAUCAAAAUGAAGACUCAAAAGCAAAAGUCAAGAAUGAAGUUUCGCCCUAAAGUUCAAAAUAAAGGAAUCAAAAUAACAGGAAAGUGGAAACCUGUGGCACUGGAUCCAAAUCUUUUUGCUGAUGAGAAGCUAGAUGAAAUUGUCUGUUUCGAGGAACUCACAGAUUAUGAGUUGGUGAAGUCUUCUAAAGAGUUAAAGAAAGGCGUGAAAAGAACACAUGCUGGAGAAGUGGAAAUAAAGUCAGAAAGUGAACAUGUUGUAAAGAGCAAGAAAAGAAAAAAACAAAAUGCAGCUUUAGCUGCUCAAAAAGUCGAUGAGGAGGAUGCAUUGCCUGAGAUGGAAGAUGAACCUGAAAAUUUCGAUAUGGGUGUUCAAAGUGAAGAUAAUGGAGAAGAUGUAACAAAAGAUCAGUUUAGUCAGCAAUUAAAAAGCAAAAAGAAAAGAGAGAAACGAAAGAAGAAAAAAAAUACCAGUGUUCAAAAAGACGCUCCAGCUCCCCACUCUGUAAAAAAAUCCAAGAACUGGUCUGAAAAUGCUUUAGCCAAUACAUCUAGUAAAAAUGUUGAUGUUUCUGCAUGGAAGAAUCUGUAUGUGCCACAGGUUGUUUUAAAGGCGCUAAGCUACCUUGGGUUCGCAUGUCCAACUCCUAUUCAAGCUUUAGCUCUGCCUUCAGCUAUCCGGGAUAAAAUGGAUAUUCUGGGUGCUGCAGAAACAGGAAGUGGCAAAACUUUGGCUUUUGCUAUCCCCAUGAUACAUUCAAUAUUGGAAUGGCAAAAACGCCAAGAAUAUGGAGCAGCAGAAGGUGAAACUGAGGAGAAACCAACAACAAGUGAUGGAAAGAAUGAGAUGGAUGUGGCAGAGAAGGAAGAGCAGGACAUGAGUGAGAAUGAAGAAGAUGUAGAGCAAGUAGAUGACAAUGUAGAACCUCUUUCUGCAGCUUGUAUAAAUGUGGAAAAUAUUGAUAUUAACGUCAAUGCUGUGCCCUCCAGUAAAACUGGCACCUGGGAUAAGGAGAGACCUUUGCUGGGGCUUGUGGUGACCCCUACCAGAGAGCUGGCUGUACAAGUUAAGCAUCAUAUUGAUGCUGUUGCCAAAUUUACAGGCAUCAGAACUGCAAUCGUUGUUGGUGGAAUGGCCCCUCAGAAACAGCAAAGGUUAUUGGAUAGAAGGCCAGAAAUUGUGAUUGCAACACCAGGCCGUUUGUGGGAGCUAAUUAGAGAGCGACACCCCCAUCUGCGCAACCUUAGGCAGCUAAGGUGUCUUGUUAUAGAUGAAGCUGACCGAAUGGUAGAAAAAGGCCAUUACGCUGAGCUGUCACAACUGUUUGAAUUGCUGAGUGAAGUCCACUACAACAGUAAACGGCAAACUUUUGUCUUCUCUGCCACUUUGACACUUAUCCAUCAGGCUCCAACUCGUCUGCUGCAAAAGAAGAAGUACAAAAAAAUUGACAAAGACAGCAAACUUGUUUCCCUCAUGGAAAAGAUUGGGAUGAAGGACAAGCCCAAGGUUAUUGAUUUAACCAGGAAACAAGCAACUGUAGAGACCCUAACUGAGACUAGAAUUCAUUGUGCCACCGAAGAGAAGGACUUUUAUCUUUAUUACUUCCUGCUCCAGUACCCAGGGAGGACCAUGGUCUUUGCAAACAGCAUUGACUGCAUCAAGCGUCUGAGUUCUCUCCUUACAAUCCUGGACUGUAACCCACUUCCUAUGCAUGCAAAUAUGCACCAGAAACAGAGGCUAAAGAACCUGGAGCGGUUUGCUGAAAGAGAGAGUUGUGUUCUGCUGACCACAGAUGUUGCUGCUCGUGGCCUGGACAUCCCUAAUGUUCAGCAUGUUAUUCACUAUCAGGUUCCAAGGACAUCCGAAACUUAUGUGCACCGAAGUGGUAGGACAGCUCGGGCAUCUAGUGAUGGGCUUACCUUACUUCUUAUAGGCCCUAAUGACAUGAUAAAUUUUAAAAAGAUUUUCAGGACCCUAGAAAAAAAUGAGGAGCUCCCAGACUUCCCUGUGGAAUCCAAAUGCAUGUCUGGCAUAAAGGAGCGUGUUAACUUGGCCAGAAUGAUAGAGAAGAUGGAAUACUUCAAUUGCAAAGCCAAACAACAGAAUUCCUGGCUCCAACAGGCAGCAGAAGCACUGGAAUUAGACUUAGAUGAUGAUGUUCUAGUAGGGGGGCAGCACAAUGAAGAAGAGGAAAGGGUCAAACAGAAAUCAUUGAAAAUCAUGAAGAAACAGCUAAAACAACUACUGUCUCAGCCAAUCUUCAGGAACAGCUUAAAGACCAAGUACCCUACACAGACUGGGAAGCUAGUCCUGCCAAGUCUCCUGGCAAACCAAUCAGAAAGUGCUCUACUCACCAUCUCAAAACAGAAAGGAAAGAAGAGAAAAGCCUAAGUUAAUAAAUGCAUUCUUUUUUGUUCUAAGUUAAAUAACUGUUUUUGCAUGACCAUCUUUAUGAUCUCUGGAGCUGGGACUAAAGAACCUGAAACUGCUCCCUCUACAGCAAUUGACUUAGAAUGUGUUGCUUGAAAAUACAUCCUGUAGUAUUUAAAGGAGAAAGGCUUGACAAGCAAUUUUAAAUCAUUGCUGUAGUUGUGAAUUGGGUGAGAUUUGGGGCAUUUUUGACCUAGUGUCCCAGGCUACUAAACAUUUUGGUCACUAUUCUCCAUUAUCUAUUUAAUAUAAUGGGACACAUUUUCCUAUUCAAACACUGCCUUACACAGGUAAUCAAAGCUAAAAAUUGUUUAAUCGUUUUUGUAAAGUUAAUAAUGGCAGGUUAAUCUUGUUUUGAUAGUGUAGCCAAAGAUGUGACAUUAUGUACCUCAAAAAGUUACUCAAGCUGCAUUUCUACUGCUACUGUAUUUUCUCUGAGUUGGUUUUGGCAUACAAUAAAGCUAGCUACUGUUAUGAA